This is a messenger RNA of Dryobates pubescens (Downy woodpecker), 3986 nucleotides long. It is a transcript of the gene PPP2R5D, whose product is annotated as protein phosphatase 2 regulatory subunit B'delta. Gene Ontology annotation, molecular function: protein phosphatase activator activity. The transcript is spliced from 16 exons. The record is from RefSeq and is a predicted model, not a curated record. Gene Ontology annotation, biological process: protein dephosphorylation; signal transduction. The coding region runs from base 127 to 1950 and encodes 607 amino acids. NCBI's taxonomy places the organism in Eukaryota, Metazoa, Chordata, Aves, Piciformes, Picidae. Gene Ontology annotation, cellular component: cytosol; nucleus; protein phosphatase type 2A complex.
GCUUCCAGUGCUCCCCAGUGCCAGCUCUGGUGGUGGUGGUGAGCAGAGGCUGCGACCCGCCUCGCUCCGCGCUGUCGGGAGGUGGCGGGGGCUGCGAGGCACGGCCGCCUCUCCUGCCCCCCCGUUAUGCCUCCUAUGGGGGAGGAGUCUCCGAAGUCUACCAAAAGCACGACAAAGCCUGGCGGCAGCAGCACCACCACCAGCAGCAGCAGCAGUAGCGGGAAGGAUGGUGGGGUGGAGAAUUCAGAAGAGGCCCAGCAGCCUCAGCAGCAGCCGCAGCAGCAGCAGCCACCGCAGCCAACUUCAAAUAAGCGGCCCAGUAACAGUGCUCCACCCCCAACCCAGCUGAAUAAGAUCAAGUACUCAGGGGGACCCCAGAUUGUGAAGAAGGAGCGGAGGCACAGCUCUUCCCGCUUCAAUCUCAGCAAAAACCGGGAGCUGCAGAAGCUCCCAGCCCUUAAAGAUGCUCCUCCCCACGAGCGAGAAGAGCUUUUCAUCCAGAAGCUGCGGCAGUGCUGUGUGCUUUUCGAUUUCAUCUCUGACCCCCUCAGUGACCUGAAGUUCAAGGAGGUGAAGCGAGCAGGUCUCAACGAGAUGGUGGAGUACAUCACGCACAACCGCGACGUCGUCACUGAGGCCAUCUACCCCGAAGCUGUUAUCAUGUUUUCAGUGAACCUCUUCCGGACGCUCCCACCCUCAUCCAACCCCACCGGCGCGGAGUUCGACCCCGAGGAGGAUGAGCCUACACUAGAGGCUGCCUGGCCACACCUUCAGCUGGUGUAUGAGUUCUUCCUCCGCUUCCUGGAGUCACCUGACUUUCAACCAAAUGUAGCCAAGAAAUACAUUGACCAGAAGUUUGUACUGUCUCUGCUGGAUCUCUUUGACAGUGAGGACCCCAGAGAACGUGACUUCCUAAAGACUAUUCUGCACAGGAUCUAUGGGAAGUUCCUGGGCCUGAGAGCCUAUGUCAGGAGGCAGAUCAACAACAUCUUUUACAGGUUCAUCUAUGAAACAGAGCACCACAAUGGGAUUGCAGAGCUGCUGGAGAUACUGGGGAGCAUAAUCAAUGGCUUUGCUUUGCCUCUGAAGGAAGAGCACAAGAUGUUCCUCAUCAGAGUCUUGUUACCACUGCACAAAGUGAAGUCUCUCAGUGUCUAUCACCCACAGUUGGCAUACUGUGUUGUACAGUUCUUGGAGAAAGACAGCAGCUUGACAGAGCCGGUGAUUGUGGGCUUGCUGAAGUUCUGGCCGAAAACUCACAGUCCCAAGGAGGUGAUGUUCCUAAAUGAGCUGGAGGAGAUCCUGGACGUGAUUGAGCCAUCUGAGUUUGUGAAAGUUAUGGAGCCCUUGUUCAGGCAGCUGGCCAAGUGUGUCUCCAGCCCACACUUCCAGGUGGCAGAGCGAGCGCUGUACUACUGGAACAACGAAUAUAUCAUGAGCCUGAUCAGCGAUAACGCAGCCAAAAUCCUCCCCAUCAUGUUUCCAGCACUCUACAAGAACUCCAAGAGUCACUGGAACAAGACAAUCCAUGGCCUGAUCUACAAUGCACUGAAGCUGUUCAUGGAGAUGAACCAAAAGCUUUUUGAUGACUGCACACAGCAAUACAAGGCAGAGAAGCAGAAGGGAAGGUUCAGGAUGAAGGAACGAGAAGAAAUGUGGCAGAAAAUAGAGGAGCUGGCCCGGCUGAACCCCCAGUACCCCAUGUAUUAUGCACCUUCACCAUUGCCUCCUGUCUGCUGUAUGGAAACAGAGACCCCGACUGCAGAGGACAUACAGCUGCUGAAGAAAACAGUGGAGACGGAGGCUGUGCAGAUGCUGAAGGACAUUAAGAAGGAGAAAGUUUUGCUGCGACGGAAAUCUGAGCUUCCUCAGGACGUCUACACUAUAAAAGCCCUGGAGGCCCACAAGAGAGCAGAAGAGUUUCUCACUUCAAGCCAGGAGGCUCUCUGACGGGCUCAGGAGCUGCCCCGGGAAGCUCUACCCCAUCCCUUUCCCCCAGGGGUCACGGAAAUGCACUUGGUUCUCAUGUAUAAAUAAGGAAUGAACAUGGUGAGCUGUGCCUGUCCUCCACUCCAUCUACAUCCCUCCAGGGUAGAUCUGCUUUUAUGUUAUAACUUGUAUCUCACCACUGUCAUGUCCUCCUGCUUUUCCUCCUCCCUUCUGCUUUUCUACCUGGGGUGUGCAUGCAUGAAGGGAACCUGCCUGACCUGUGAUUGUAUCAGCCCAGGCAGCUUCAUUUCCAGCUGCUACCAGGUGGUUCUUACUCUGCCUGGGAGUCAGAGCCUUGCCAUGCUGCGGCACAGGCUCUGCGUUGGCCAGAGACUACCACGUGUGGCUCAGCAUGCUGCUGCAAGCCCCAAGUGCCCAUCUCCACCAUGCCUGCCCCUCUGCAGCCAAGCCCUGUGGUGCCCAGAGGUCAGGCUGAGCUCGGGGCAGGAGUUUGUGGGGACCCUGCUGCCUCUCCAGCUUGCCUUGGGGUGCAGCUCUGCAGCUGAAGGGUCUCAUGUACAGCAGAGGAGAUGUUAGCUUCCAGUCUUCUUUUGCUUCAAGCCUCUUGUUCUGUUCCUGUCAGUGGAGUGGGGGUUCAGUGCUUUGCCACCCCUGGUAAAGCUGGGUGCAAGCACUAUGUACUGUUGCAGCCCUCCCUUUAGAGCAUCCUUAGAAGCUCUCUUGUGGGAAAGUGAAUUCCUUCAGCUGUUUGUGUUGGUCUGUGCUGACUCCUCAUCUGCAUCCCAGUGUCUUGGGUUAACUGUGGGCCCAGAAUUAACUUUCUGCUUUGUAGCAGGUGUCAGCCACUGACUCCUGCUCCCUUCAUCUACCUGCUCAAUUAAAAGACUCCUGCUGCUCUCCCUUUGUCACUCUAUCCCAUCCCUAGCUCUGCAGUGGCCAGGGUUUCUAGGAAGCUUGUGCUGCUCAAGUAAUUUCUGCAAACUAAUAGAAGCAAUGGAUACACGUUUCAGGGCCAGGCCAAGUUUGAGUGUUGUCUCCUCUUUAUGACCAGUGGCUAGGUGCUACUGCUUCUGUGUGUGUGCUCUGAGCAAAGUCCGCCUUGCCCUGCUACUUUGGCACCUGCUGCAGCCCCAGACCCUCGUUACUUACCAUGUGGUGCACCUGGAACUUGUGCUAAUUUAGCCUUUAGAGCACACUUGCUGAUAGCCCAGGGGGUUGCAAAGCACUUGGGUGCUACUGUUAUGCUACAGCUUUCUCCCCUGCCUUUUGUGGUGCAGACUCAGUGCCAGGCCAAGGUGUCACCUCAGAGAGGCUGGUUUGUGGUAGCAGAGGGAACUCUUCCUUGCUUCUUACCUGCUGUGCUUGCAUUUUUGACACAUAAGCUUAAGUGGGGUUGCAGUAGUGGAGAGAGCACACAGGGUUGAUGCUAGUCUGCCACUGCUUUGCAGCAUCAUGGGGUACUGCAGAAGCUCCUGCUGUAUCUGCCUAUCCUCACCAGAGAACCAUUCCCAGGCCAGAGGUUCCUCCCCUCUCAUCUUGCCACUGGUGUGCAGCGUUAUCUUUCCUCCAACCCAAAACUAAGGAUUUUUGUAUUUCCCCUGUGUAUCCUGUCCCUCCAUCCCUGCUUGGCACACUUCCCCAUCCCUUAGGAGUAGCUGGCAAGCACGAGCACGUGCGGGACCACCACCAGUCAGGCAGGACCCUAUCUCCCCUCUGCUUCGUGCAAGGGGCCAGUUCAUCAGGAGACUUACAAAACACCUCAGGGAGGUUCUUGCUUAUUUUGAACAUUAGUCCAAGCUCAUGGUCAGCUGCCAAUUGAUUACCUCAUGCCUGGCACAGCAUGUAGACAUGCCCCAGGUGAUGCCAGCGGGAGCGGCCGGGCAGCAGGCGUCUCGGGGCGCCAAGGCUGGCCGAGCACCCCUGGCAGCAGGGCUCGGGAGGGUGGUGCUCCCCGCUGCAGUACAGGCUCUCUAACUCAUCCAUGUCAGAAGCCACCGCUUGACUUUUGGGGUGCUGCAGCAUGCACGUGCCCUCAC